Molecule: messenger RNA, 2209 nt
Organism: Glycine soja
Lineage: Eukaryota; Viridiplantae; Streptophyta; Magnoliopsida; Fabales; Fabaceae
Product: glycosyltransferase-like KOBITO 1
Exons: 11
Coding region: 175-1773 (532 amino acids)
Biological process (GO): response to abscisic acid; cellulose biosynthetic process
Source: RefSeq, a predicted model, not a curated record
GAGACAUUUGGACUCCUCUGAAUUUCCAAUUUUUGUAAGAGUGAAGUACACACUCGAGCAGAAACACCUUGACAGUUGACACCCUCCUUCCUCACGGUCACAGUUGUUGUUGUUGUCACCUUCCGCAACCGUGUUGGGUGAGCCCAUCACCGCAUCCACCACCACCACCACACCAUGCCCAUCCCCAACCACCAGCUCUACUCUCCUUUCCGUACAACCCUAUCUUCCUCUUCCUCCUCCUCUUCCCAUUCCUUCACCUCGAAGAUCCUUCUCCUCCUGACCAUCCUCCCGGUGUCUUUGGCAGCCAUAGCGUUCAUCCUCCAAUGGCGCGGCGGCAUCACCGAUCCGGCCACCCUCUCGUCGCCGCGUGGGUCCCACCACUACUUCCCCGGCAUGGAGCCCUCUCCCCUCUCCCACGUCUCCCAUAAUUCUCACUCCCAUUCUGACUGCGUCAAUCUUGGCCGCACUAAUUCUCCUUCCUUCCCUUACUACCACAACUGGAAGCUUGACUUUGAGGCCUCUCUCACCCCUAAGAUCUGUGUUACAACUAGUACAUCAGCAGGGCUUGAGCAGAUUCUACCUUGGAUGUUUUAUCAUAAAGUCAUUGGUGUGACAAAUUUUUUUCUUUUUGUUGAGGGGAAGGCUGCUUCUCCUGAAGUAUCAAAUGUCCUAGAAUCAAUUCCUGGUGUUAAGGUUGUAUAUAGAACAAAACAGCUGGAAGAACAACAGGCUAAGAGCCGUAUUUGGAAUGAGACAUGGCUGGCAGGUUUCUUUUAUAAACCCUGCAAUUAUGAACUUUUUGUGAAGCAAUCUCUCAACAUGGAGAUGGCUAUUGUUAUGGCAAGGGAUUCUGGCAUGAACUGGAUUCUUCAUCUUGAUACAGAUGAAUUAAUGCACCCAGCUGGUGCUCGGGAAUAUUCUUUAAGGCAGUUGCUCCUUGAUGUUCCAGGACAUGUUGAUAUGGUCAUAUUUCCUAACUAUGAGAGCAGUAUCGAGCGAGAUGAUAUCAAAGAACCUUUUAGUGAGGUAUCGAUGUUUAAAAAGAAUUAUGACCAUCUUCCAAAGGAUACAUACUUUGGCAUGUAUAAAGAUUCUGUACGUGGCAAUCCAAACUACUUCCUGACUUACGGAAAUGGAAAAUCAGCUGCUCGGAUACAAGAUCAUCUUCGGCCUAAUGGUGCACAUAGAUGGCAUAAUUAUAUGAAAACCCCAAAUGAAAUCAAAUUGGAAGAGGCUGCUGUUUUGCAUUACACAUAUGCUAAAUUCUCAGACUUAACUUCUAGACGUGACCGCUGUGGUUGCAAACCUACAAAAGAAGAUGUCAAAAGAUGCUUCAUGUUGGAAUUUGACAGAACUGCAUUUAUCAUUGCUUCAACUGCAACUGAAGAAGAAAUGAUGAAGUGGUAUAAUGAACAUGUUGUGUGGGGUGAUAAAGACCUGAAGAUGAAACUUUUGAGGAAGGGAGUAUUGACUCGUAUAUAUUCUCCCAUGGUCAUAAUUCAAAGUUUAAGGGAAUCUGGAGUCUUUAGUUCUGUCAUUGCAUCUGCCCCAUCACUUUCUAAAGAAAACUUUCUGCUGUCAAUUGAUAGUAGUAAUUCUUCAAGAGUCUCUGCCUCUGUAACCCUCCCUUCUAGAAAGGUUGGAAGGACCAAAGAAUCUCAAGCAGCUACACGGAAGGCUCUGUCUGUUGAAUCUGCUGCAUUUCACGAAGUGGCUGUACCACCACUGUCUCCCCCAGUAGUAGAUGACAAUGACCUCAUUUCACAUAAUUGAUCUUAUCUCAGAGAUUCCUUCCAUCUCCUUUCAUUUAAGUAUCACUGUCGUCAUGCGAUAUUAUGCCGUAUUGGAAGAAUCUGCUGGUGAAGAAAGAGCAUCUUAGCUGCUUUUUCUGAUUAUCUGAGCUCUGAAUAUAUUUGGUGUUUGUUGCUGUCCAAAUGCCAAGUAUUGAUUGUGGUCAGUGGCUGAUGGCCAUUGAUGAAACAGUUAGAUAUCGUUAGUCAUUUUUUUUGUAUAGAAACCUCAGUGCCAUUAAUAUGAAUUCUUUUUUAUGCCCCUUUUAAGUCCCUUCUGAAAUUGUGACUAGGAUAGUAGUAUAUUAUUUCACUCGUCAAUUAUUCUUUGUAUUAUGCGUAUACCUCUUAUGCUACACAACGAUUUCAAAGCAACUACCAUGACAUGCUAUUAAGAAUAUUUAUUUAUUGAUUCCUUA